AUGAAGCUUGUCCCCGUGGCUUUGGCGUGCCUGCUGCUGGCCGCGAUGUGGCCUCAAGACGUGAACGGCAAGAGCAUGCACGUGUCCUCCUCCAACUGUUGCUUCUCCUUCGUGGAGAAAAGGAUUCCCCUGAAGACCAUCCGCUGCUACAGAAAGAGCAGCUCCACCUGCCCCUACGACGCCAUCAUAUUCAAGCUGAGAGGAGGCAGAGAAAGCUGUGCCUUGAAGACAGUGGGCUGGCUCCAGGGCUACUUUAAAAAGAUGAAGCCCUGCCUGCCAAAGGGACCCUGA
Lepus europaeus (European hare) is the source of this 291-nucleotide messenger RNA. It is a transcript of the gene CCL1, whose product is annotated as C-C motif chemokine ligand 1. The transcript is spliced from 3 exons. The record is from RefSeq and is a predicted model, not a curated record. NCBI's taxonomy places the organism in Eukaryota, Metazoa, Chordata, Mammalia, Lagomorpha, Leporidae. Gene Ontology annotation, biological process: immune response; cellular response to type II interferon; G protein-coupled receptor signaling pathway. The coding region runs from base 1 to 291 and encodes 96 amino acids. Gene Ontology annotation, cellular component: extracellular region. Gene Ontology annotation, molecular function: chemokine activity; CCR chemokine receptor binding.